AUGGGACAGAACCCGACCGUUCCAGUCUACAGAGGGGAGAUCCAAACCCGGAACCUGGGCAUGGCAGUGGAGGCCUGGGGCUUCGACGGUAAGGCCGUGUGGGGGGAGAGUGGCGAGCUCGUCUGCCUGAAGCCCAUCCCUUGUCAACCCACGCACUUUUGGAACGACGAAAACGGCAGCAAAUACCACAAGGCCUACUUCUCCACUUUCCCAGGGGUCUGGGCUCACGGCGACUACUGCAAGAUCAACCCCAAGACCGGAGGCAUCGUCAUGUUGGGAAGAAGUGAUGGGACCCUGAACCCUAACGGAGUCCGCUUUGGCAGCUCAGAGAUCUACAAUAUUGUGGAGGCGUUUGAGGAGGUGUCCGACAGCCUGUGUGUGCCUCAGUACAACGCAGACGGAGAGGAGAGGGUCAUCCUGUUCUUAAAGAUGGCCCCUGGGAUCCCCUUCAGUCCAGACCUGGUGUCGCGGAUCAGAGGGGCCAUCAGGAAGGCCCUGUCCGCUCGCCACGUCCCCGCUCUGCUGCUGGAGACCAAAGACAUUCCAUACACCAUCAGCGGGAAGAAGGUGGAGGUGGCGGUGAAGCAGGUGAUCGCGGGUCGAGAGGUGUCGCAGAGAGGGGCCUUCUCAAACCCGGACUCUCUGGACCUUUACAAGAACAUUCCGGAGCUGCAGAACUUCUGA
Messenger RNA from Knipowitschia caucasica, 684 nucleotides. The record is from the annotation of a GenBank genome assembly. Lineage: Eukaryota; Metazoa; Chordata; Actinopteri; Gobiiformes; Gobiidae.